UCCUUCCACUGGGGGCAAUGUGGUGCCGAUGUCAACCAUUAAACCCGCAGUAUGCAGCUGGGCAGUCUGAAAUGUGAACGGCGCAGUGGAACCAACGAACCAUAAUGGCGACUGCUGGUGGAACAGCAGACCCGGGAUCAACAGUUCCGACAGGGACAAGUGUCAUCUUCAAAGGAGGCCCUUCGGAGAUGCCCGGCUCCUCAGGCACCGCUCAGAGUAUGAAAAAGACCAUCGGCCACCGGGGCGUUGAGACCACCACCGGAGAGACUACCUACAAAAAGACAACUUCCUCUGCCCUCAAAGGUGCCAUUCAGUUGGGCAUUACUCACACGGUCGGCAGCUUGAGUCAGAAAGCCGAGAGGGAUGUACUCAUGCAAGAUUUUGUGGUCGUUGAAAGCAUCUUUUUCCCCAGUGAAGGCAGUAACCUGACUCCAGCUCAUCACUACAGCGAUUUCCGUUUUAAGACCUACGCUCCCAUUGCCUUCCGUUAUUUCAGAGAGCUGUUUGGCAUUCGGCCCGAUGACUACCUGUAUUCUCUGUGUAAUGAGCCACUGAUUGAGCUGUCCAACCCCGGAGCCAGUGGAUCGCUCUUCUAUGUCUCCAGCGAUGACGAGUUUAUCAUUAAAACUGUUCAGCACAAAGAGGCAGAGUUUCUCCAGAAGCUACUUCCUGGAUACUUCAUGAACAUAAACCAAAACAAGCGCACACUGCUGCCCAAGUUCUACGGACUGUACUGCGUCCAAGCAGGGGGCAAGAAUAUUCGCAUAGUUGUUAUGAACAAUCUCCUACCCCGGAUAAUCCCCAUGCACCUCAAAUACGACAUGAAAGGAUCCACUUACAAGAGACGGGCGUCGCCGAAGGAGAGAGAGAAAGCUGUUCCCACGUACAAAGACCUCGACUUUAUCCAGGAUUUGCCUGAUGGCCUGCAGCUGGAAGCAGACAAUUACAACGCUCUUAGCAAGACAAUACAGAGGGACUGCCUGCUCUUGCAGAGUUUCAAGAUCAUGGAUUACAGUCUCUUGAUGGGCAUUCACAACAUGGAUCAGGCCAAUCGGGAGCGAGCUGGGGGUUAUUCGGGGGACAGUGGUGGGUCGGAUGGAGCGGUGACCCCGGAUCAGCGGCGGCCUCAAGCCCAGAAAAGUCUGUACUGUACAGCCAUGGAGUCCAUCCAGGGUGAGGCUCGUGGAAAGGGCGCGUUGGAUUCUGAAGACCACAUGGGAGGCAUUCCAGCUCGUAAUGGAAAAGGAGAGCGGUUACUCAUCUACAUUGGCAUCAUAGACAUCCUGCAGUCCUACAGAUUUGUUAAAAGGUUGGAACACUCCUGGAAGGCAUUGGUGCAUGAUGGGGACACGGUUUCAGUUCACAGACCUGGCUUCUACGCAGACCGCUUCCAGCAGUUCAUGUGCAAUACAGUGUUCAAGAAAAUUCCAUUAAGGCCUUCCCCAUCUAAGAAGAGCCGUGGUGGAGGUCAAGGAGGUCUUAGGAGGGCUCCCACUUUGGGAGCUCCAACCCCACUCUCUCACACAACGGGGCAUUCAGCCAUGGACCCCAGACUGGUUUACCGCGCACAUUUUAAAAGCACAGAGUCAGAAGCAGAUAGUGUUCAGCUAGGCAGACCGGAUUUGGUUCCCAGGACCCCACCGCUGCAUGACAACCCUGCUGAGUGCGAGGCCAACCUCUCCACCUCGUCAGUAGGCAGCUUAGAACUUGCUUCCUCUCCUCCUCUAAGGUCUGUUGGGGUGGAGGUGCAUAAAUCAGCUCACACAGACUAUGAACAAGGUGCUUUUCACAGCUUUGAGAUUGAGGGCAGUGCAGACAAUUCAGGCCACCUGUCCGGAAGUGAAGACGUAGUUUCAUUGUCGGACAUCAUCCCAGAGACCAACAUCAAUUUUUAAACAUUUGGACAAAGUGCCCCAAGAGGAGAUGCGCCUGGAAGAUGCGAACUGGGCAGAGUGAAGGAGAAAGACCGCAAAAGCAGGCCAUCCAAGUCAGAAUCCCGUCGGCACCCGUUUCCCCAGCGCUCCAAUUUGAAACACACACCGGGGUUGCUGGAGGAAGUUGCGUGGUGGAGGAAACGGAGAGACAGAGCUCCACGCUGCUGUGUGUGCGUGUAUGUAGACUCUCCCAGCCAUCAACACUGUCACACGUCUCAAAAUGCCACAAAAGAGGGUUUUUGCCACAAUUAUUUCUUUGUAUCGUAGAAUUUGAUUUAUCUUUUUUCCCCGUUUGCGGAUCGUGAGAGUCACGAAAUGGUAAGGAGUCACUUGUUGAAGCAUAACGUGGAGUGUGUGUGGGGGCAUAGACGGGAGCAGUGCACACUGAAGUACGUCCGAGUGGGGUCAUUGAUUUUCGUCUUCCUGUCACAGCACACUCGGUACCUUCCUCGCAUACAUGUUCGCUCUGAGCUGCCCCGUCUUUUUUAGCCCCUUAUCAGCAAAUGAGAGGCAUCCCGUCAACACGUGCUGCUGUCCGAUUGCAAUCACAUUGUCUUAAAAUCAUGGAGGGUUUUGUUGAAAUCUUAGUUAGAUGGAUGGCUUGAACCAGUGCUAGACGAUCAGGUGUUCCCGCUAAUGAAUUGUGCCGGAAGAUGUUGUUGUGGUGCUGAAUGUACACUCCCUCUUUACCCCCAAUCAUGGAAUGCGUCUUUGUAAAAUGGAAGAAAGUGUUGGAACGUCUUUGGCAUAUGACCACAUGUGCUAAACAUCUUUAUCUGAAUAGCGAGAAGUGCAGUUGGCAGCCAGUCCGUGCCCUUCCAUUAAGUAUUAAGCUGACGGUGGCAACCAUUUUGCAAAUGUGGUUAUUUUGUCCAUGUCGGUGCCUUUUUUUUCCCCCUAAUGCAUUUUUAUCCCGUCAUCUGCCAUGUGAUGCACAACUGACUUUAAAAAAAAAUUUUUAAUAACAGUGAACACGUACUUGCCUUAUCACUACAGUGGAAACCAUUUGGCUACCAUUUGCGUGUCAUUUGUCUGCAUUUUUUUCCCAUGCAAAAGGUAGAAUCUUUUUUGGGGGGGUGGGGGGUGAUCAUGACCAAAUUGAAAAUAAACGUAACUUUACGAGAAACAGGGCUUGAGUUUAGAAAAGCAAAGUUGUCAUUUUAACAACUGAAUAAUUGUCAUUCAUUUGAAACGGGUCAAUCGCAAUUUUAGCAUAAAAUGCCAAAUUCUCGUGAAAUUCGGGCUUCAAUGUGAAAUGUACUUUGGUCAAUCAUAAAAUUGGAACUUUAUUCCUAAAAUUGCAAGUUUGCUUGUGGAAAUUGAAAAGGUGUUAGCGAAUGAGGGAAAAUUAGGACUUUUGCUAAAUUAUAACCCAAAAAAACUUAAUUCUUGUGAAAUUAUGACUUCAUUACCCAUAAAAUGUGACUUAAUUUUUAAGAGCAUAUCUUUUUUUGGUUCAAAUUAGGAACGUCGCAAUCUCAUGGUGAAUAGCAUUUUUGUAAAAAUGCAACUUUAGCAUAAAAAGAGGCCUCUAUUUUUAUGACCUUUGUAAAAUGUCAUUUUCCCUUCAAUAAAAUGCUUCCUUAUUCUUACGAUUGCAGCUCUGCAUCGUCAAAUUGGAAAAGUUGCAGUUUUAUGAGAAAAAAUAACUUUUUGCAAGGAACUUUUCAUUAAUGGGCUUUAUUAAUGUCUAAAUUGACUUUAAAAAAGUGUAUUGCAAAAAUCUAACUGAAUGCUCCUAAGUCAGACUUUUCCUCUUUUCUCCUAAAAUUGAGUCUUUUAAUAUAACUUCAUUGUCACACUUUCCUUUCCCGAAUCAGGGUGGGCCUCAUACACCUUUGCACCUUUUGGUUAUUUAAGUCUUUUAAAUCCAGGAGCACAUGUUGGCAAAUUGGAUUUGCAUGUGAAAAAUGUCCAAAAGUUUCAUAUACUAACCUUGUCGGGAUCAUUUCCCACGGCUCAGUGGUUGACUUGAAUGCGCCUACAGACAAAUUAUAAAUGAUGACUGUUGUUGAUCAUUACUGCUGGUUACAGAAAUUACAACCUGCCUAAAACCACUCCUGGACCAAAAAUUAACUCUUGUGUUCUGUUGUAUUGUACUGUAUGUAUAAAACAUCAGCUUUUUUUUCUUGUUUGUCUCGGUGCUGUUGAAAACAACACAUUCAUGUUCAGGCAGGGUCACGACCCCUCUUCCGUAAUUACUUUGUACAGCAAUGAGAGUUUUCUCAGGCAGUCACAAUAUAGCAAGCUGACUUGAGCAAAACAUCUCAUCUACUGCAAUCUUAGUCACGUGUGGUCUAUGCAGCAGAAAGGGAGAAGUUGUAAUUAUUAUGGACUGGAAAAAAAAGUGUCAGUGUGUUUUCAAGGCCACUCUGUGCACCAAAGAGAAGAACGGAGCAGAUAGUUUUAGCAAAAGUUCAGAUCCACUUUUGGCAAUGGUGAGAACACUGGUUUGACCUGUUUGAUGAUUUUGAAAAUGUUUUAGUUUAUUUUCCAGAAUAGUUUCAUGUCUGAUAAGCUAAAUCAGAUGUCUAUCCAAUGACAAUUUUUUUCUUUUCAAAUUAAUGUUGAGACUGGGGAUGUUUAGAUCAUCACCACAUUCCUGUGACAUUCUAGUUUAAUUUACUACCUUUGUGGUAGCGUGUAGAUCCGUCUUUUAAGUAACUUUGGCCUAUGCGAGCUAUUUGUGAUAUUAAAGAAGGAAUGGAAAAAUCUCCAUUUUAAGUUUGCGAAGCUCAUAGGUUACAUUUUGUUGCGCUGUAUUUUGACGGGCGGUGUUGCGUAAUGGCUGGAUGCAUUCUCCCACCGCAUGACUCCGCCGCACAAGUGAAAUAUCCUCCUCUGGUGCUUUAAUGUGGCGACACUACAUUUUGUUCGUGGACGCAAGGUGGGCCACAAUCCGCCACUGCUCACGAUACAGAGAAGUGUAUUUAUUUGAAAGACUUGGCUUGAAAUGAAAGAAGUUGUGUGAUUGUACUUUCCUGAAGGAUUUCUCAAUCUCUUUAGCUAUGAAAAAAGGGGAGUAUGUGACUACUUCACUUUUUCUAUUUCCGAUUGUGAUACGAUAAAUAGAAUUGUAUUCUCUCCAUAACAGAUUUGGGUUGUUGAUCUCAGUUGCUUUUUUUUCUCUCUCUCUCUCUCUCUCUUUACAUGAAUGUUUCCACAUGAGCCAAUAAUGCUGGUUGUCCAAUAUGCUUCAAUGACUAUAUUUCUACAAAAUGUGUGUACAAACAAAUGUGUAUAAUGUAAAUAGAAGUCACUCAAAUGCCUUCUCAUGCAAUGUGUGCUGCCUGUUCCUCCUGCCAUGGUUCACUUAUGUGGUGGUGACGUUUUCAUGCUUUCAAGGGAUUAAACUAGAGUUUCUUAAAGAAAAAAAAA
Hippocampus zosterae (dwarf seahorse) is the source of this 5312-nucleotide messenger RNA. RefSeq names its product phosphatidylinositol 4-phosphate 5-kinase type-1 alpha-like. The transcript is spliced from 16 exons. Gene Ontology annotation, biological process: phosphatidylinositol metabolic process. The record is from RefSeq and is a predicted model, not a curated record. NCBI's taxonomy places the organism in Eukaryota, Metazoa, Chordata, Actinopteri, Syngnathiformes, Syngnathidae. Bases 105 to 1895 code for a protein of 596 amino acids. Gene Ontology annotation, molecular function: phosphatidylinositol kinase activity.